This is a messenger RNA of Lactuca sativa (garden lettuce), 405 nucleotides long. The record is from RefSeq and is a predicted model, not a curated record. Lineage: Eukaryota; Viridiplantae; Streptophyta; Magnoliopsida; Asterales; Asteraceae.
AUGACUAUUUUUUUUCCAUCUCCUCCUUCGCAACCGGUCUCUCCUACCUCUAAUUCGGCAUCAUCAGCAGCCCCGUGUCAACAAUGUAGUGAUCAUCCGCAACCUCCUCCUGAACCUGAUCAUCAGCAACAGAAUCGUCCAUCAUCGUCGGUCCAUACUCCACUUUCUUCGCCACCGCCCACGCCGCCAGCUUCUCCGACUGCUGCUGCACCUCCACAAGGACAUCCUAUGAUAACUCGAGCCAAAUCUAGUAUUCUUAAGCCUCAUCAUCAUGUUGAUUUGUCUUAUGUUUUGUCAUCUCCUAUUCACCAUGCCUUAUUUGCUGCAAAAGAUCCUAAAGGUUUCAAAAUAGCUGCAAAGAUCCCAAGUGGUUUUCAGCCAUGUGUGAUGAAAUGCGUGCAUUAA